AUGAAGGUCAUUGUCUUGGGAGCCACGGCUUUGCUGGCCUCCACGGCUUGGGGUCAUACAAUCUUCUGUCAGCUGAAGACUGACGCGCAGACAUAUGCUGUGUCUUACGGAAUUCGCACACCGUCAUACGAUGGGCCCCAAACCGACGUUAGCUCCAGCAACUUGGCCUGCAAUGGCCCACCGAACCCGACAACGCCUUCGGACAAGAUUAUCGACGUCAAGGCAGGAGGAACCGUCAACGCCAUCUGGAGACAUACGCUUCAAUCUGGUGCAAAUGAUGUGAUGGACGCUGGCCAUAAGGGUCCCGUCAUGGCGUACCUGAAGAAAGUCACCGAUGCCAAAUCCGACAGUGGCGUCGGGAACGGCUGGUUCAAGAUCCAAGAAGCAGGCUGGAGCAACGGAGUAUGGGGCACCGACACUGUAGUCAACAGCGGUGGUAACCAGGCUAUCAAGAUACCCGACUGCAUCGAGAACGGGCAGUAUCUCCUGCGCGCCGAGAUGAUUGCUCUCCAUGGUGCGCGAAGUGCGGGAGGGGCACAGCUUUACAUGGAGUGUGCGCAGAUUAAUGUCACGGGAGGGACGGGGACGAAGAACCCUACUACGGCUAGCAUUCCGGGGAUCUACAAGUCUAACGAUCCUGGUCUUCUGAUUGAUAUCUACAACCAUCCUCCUAGCAGCACCAACCCCUACAAGAUACCCGGUAGGCAGAAAACAUGAGCACUCCACGAGGCAAGAGACUAAUUUCUUGUUGCAGGCCCGGAGGUAUUCACUUGCUGAAUAGGUUUGAAAAGUUGAAGAGCAACGUCAUUUUCCAGGGGUUUUGCUGUGCGCUAGGUUCACGCACAGGACAGGAACUGGUGAGACCCGCCGACAUUUCAGAGCUGUG
This is a messenger RNA of Pseudomassariella vexata, 886 nucleotides long. Its product is annotated as glycoside hydrolase. NCBI's taxonomy places the organism in Eukaryota, Fungi, Ascomycota, Sordariomycetes, Amphisphaeriales, Pseudomassariaceae. The transcript has 8 exons. The record is from RefSeq and is a predicted model, not a curated record. Bases 1 to 717 code for a protein of 238 amino acids.